Messenger RNA from Heteronotia binoei (common prickly gecko), 1768 nucleotides. RefSeq names its product RNA polymerase I subunit H (gene POLR1H). The transcript is spliced from 5 exons. Gene Ontology annotation, biological process: DNA-templated transcription; termination of RNA polymerase I transcription. NCBI's taxonomy places the organism in Eukaryota, Metazoa, Chordata, Lepidosauria, Squamata, Gekkonidae. The record is from RefSeq and is a predicted model, not a curated record. The coding region runs from base 233 to 664 and encodes 143 amino acids. Gene Ontology annotation, molecular function: DNA-directed RNA polymerase activity; nucleic acid binding; zinc ion binding. Gene Ontology annotation, cellular component: RNA polymerase I complex.
AUCUGAAGCAAGUUAACUCGGAAAUAAGGGUCACGAAUUCAGUCAGAUUACUUUCAGAAAAGCGCACAACUAAUACACUGCCUAGGAACUUCUCGACUCGGAUUUCGCGCCCGCCGACAGGUUUUAUGCGGAGCGCACUUCUACUUCCUGUUCUUUUUUCUACUGCUCUCGAAGCCGCUCCGUAUUCGUGCUCCUCCAAGGCUUGUCUCUCCGGGAACUGAAGAAGCGGUUUAUGCUAACACGUGCAGGUUUGCUGUUGGACUUGGAAGGCAAACGGCAUCCAAUUUCAGUUGUAAUUAUGGAGCAGAAUACUUCUCAUUUUCAGUCUGAAGUUGAUUUCUGCCCUGAUUGUGGUACAGUUCUGCCUUUGCCUGGGAUCCAAGAUAAGGUUACGUGUCUCUGUUGUUCCUUCUCCAUUGAUAUCAUGGAAUUUGAAGGGAGAGAGAUCCACACAUCCAUCAAAUUCAGUACUAUAGAUGCCACGUCUGAAAGGAAAAUGGAUGAGGCGAACGAGAUCAAAGGCCCCUUGCUUGACAGGAACUGUCCCCAGUGUGGGCAUGAAGGCAUGGUAUAUCACACCCGGCAGAUGAGAUCAGCCGAUGAAGGACAGACAGUCUUCUAUACCUGCCCCAGCUGCAGAUUCCAAGAGAAGGAAGAUUCUUGAUCAGACAGCACCUACGUCCCCUCGGGCACAUCUGAACAAACUCUCUCUUCUUGAUUUAGAAACUCUCCAGAUCCCAGAGGGGGAGAGUACAUUGAGUACACAGCACUGAACUGGUGCUGUGGGAACAUCCUCUUGCAUCAGCCAGAUGAUUCAUGAAUGGUGAUUUCUGUCCUGCAGCAAGCCGUAUUGGUGACCAGCAAGGAAGGGAUGGGAAGGGAACUGUAUGGCAAAAGUCUUACAAGGAGUCCAAAUCCUUCUCCUCUCCCUCAAUUCCUUUCCUCUCAUCUUUGCAUAUGAACGGAUAGGAUUUCCCAAUGCAGACAAUCAGCGGGACUUCGAAAAAACUAGAACUUCUGUCUAAUGAUAGCACCCUACCAAACCAAAGCUGAGCACCAAGUAUGUGUUCUGCUCUUGCAGAUCCCCCCAUUGGUGACCACAGUGAUAGCAGCACCAAUCUCAAGGCACCUUGUGUGUUAUUUCCUACCAUCGCUGAUAGAAACUUAUUGGUUGCUUCAUUGUCAUCCUGUGACCUGAUCCUGGUUUGAGGCUUGUUCCACGAGGGUAGGAGAGCCAUGCAGCUCCUUGCAUAGCAGCCACUCACACCUUUCCCUUUUUAGCUUUUAUCCUGCUGCAAGGUGAAGGUUAAUUCACACUCCUCCAUUCACUGUUUCCAUGUGGGGCUGCAGUUGCUGUUCAAUCAGGGAGGAAGGGCUAACUGGUAGCCUUUAUGGGCCAACUUUAGUUCUCGCCUUGAUGUGCAGAGGAUUGCAAAAGACUUCAAGAACCAUGGUUCUGUAAUGACAUAUACCCUCUAACUGCAGUCAGUUAUGUUGUUUUCCAAGGUAUACGUGAGUGUCUUCCAUUUUUCACAGAAACUUUGGGAGGUGGGCUAAAUUGAGAGCGAUUGUGUUAAAGCUGGUUUCAGAGGUCUAAAUUAAAUGCAAUGAAUGAGAGAUCAGAGACAAACACUGAUCUUUUAGCUUUCCUCUAAGAGUCGGGCAGUUGCAAAUUGUAGAAAUGCUGCAGCAGGUUCCCAGUGCCAGCUGCUAUUUUCUAUGUAAAUCACCUAGCCAAAUUCACCUUAAUUAAAAGAGAAAAAUCUUA